Molecule: messenger RNA, 807 nt
Organism: Chondrus crispus (carragheen)
Lineage: Eukaryota; Rhodophyta; Florideophyceae; Gigartinales; Gigartinaceae
Exons: 1
Coding region: 1-807 (268 amino acids)
Biological process (GO): proteolysis
Molecular function (GO): aspartic-type endopeptidase activity
Source: RefSeq, a predicted model, not a curated record
AUGGUCGGGAAAGCCGUUAAGCAGUUUUAUGACGUCGAGAUCAAUCACGUUCGUAUCGGGGGGGAGAAAGUCACCGUACCUACCUUUUCGGAUGCUAUCGUCGACUCGGGGACCACCGUGCUUGUCAUUACGAGGAAGGCUUACAUGGCUAUCAAGGCCCACUUUCAAGACAACUACUGCCACGUCCCGGGUUUGUGUGUCAACGCCAAGGGGAGGCAGGUGGCAUCCACGCAUGUCAUCAAGGGCCCAAACGUCACGGAGCAGGCACAGCCGCACGAAAUUCCCAUGUUCGGAAGGGCUGCUGAAGGCCAGAGUUGGUUCAGCCCCGGUUACUGUGCCAGACUCACCGAUAAGUACAUUAAGAUGCUUCCGGAUAUCACCAUUGCCCUACAAGGCGGCGUUGAGCUCGUUAUUGACCCCUUCACCUACAUGCUAGAGUACGAAACUACGUCCGUGUUCGGGUGGGAGAAUGUCAGCUAUCGAUGUCUGGGGAUCUCAUUUUUGGACAGCCUGGAGCUCAUGCAGAACAAAGCAAUCAUGGGUAAUACCGUCCUUCAAAAAUAUUUUGUGGAGUACGAUCGAGAGAAUUAUCGUAUCGGUUUUGCUGUCGCAAAGAACUGUGUCAACCAGUCUGCAGAACUGCUUAUCACAGGCGCGGCGUCUGUGGCGAGGGGAAGCGGCCUUCCUCAAUGGCUUCUAAUCCUGGCCGCGGUUACAUCAAUUGCCGCCUGGAUUGUGAUUCUGGGUAUGUGCGUAAGGGAAUCGAGAAAAUAUUCGCAGUAUACUCCCAUUCCAAGCAGCAGGUGA